This is a messenger RNA of Athene cunicularia (burrowing owl), 4043 nucleotides long. RefSeq names its product progestin and adipoQ receptor family member 3 (gene PAQR3). Gene Ontology annotation, cellular component: membrane. The transcript has 5 exons. Gene Ontology annotation, molecular function: signaling receptor activity. Bases 1011 to 1898 code for a protein of 295 amino acids. The record is from RefSeq and is a predicted model, not a curated record. Lineage: Eukaryota; Metazoa; Chordata; Aves; Strigiformes; Strigidae.
AAAGGCAGCUGACUAGCUCUGUGGGUGAGUUGGGUUUGACCCGUUUAAUAUAUGGAAUAAACCAGGGAGGACUGAAUGUAGCUAGCAGAGGAGAGACUCUGUGAAAAACAACUAAACUGUCCAAGGCUGUACUUCACAGCUUCAGCUGAGUGUUGGGGUUCAGUACUGUCUGAUGGGGCCCCCAGGCAACAAUUACUGCUGCAAAGGGUCACCCACCACAACAUGAAAAGUAGCCAUGGCCUGCUGCUGGUGUGGGAUGGCAGUCAGGCUUGUGUUCUAACAUUUUACCUGCUCUAAGCAACAGCUUCCAUGUCAGAUGAAAUCUGUUCUCAACAGCAGACUUCAUGUGUCUCUAAAAGUGUGAAGAGCUGAAGAUCACUAUUCCCUGAAGAGAAUAGGAUGCCUUUGCAUGGCUAGGAGUAGGGAAGACCCCCUUGCUGGCUUGGAAAGCACUGCUGUUGCGCUCUUCCCUACUCCUGUUGAGGGUUGCAGAGAAACACAAACAUUUGUCAGGGAAAAAAUUCUGAUGCCAGCCCAGAAGCAAAUCAGCAGCCUGUGCAUCAGAAGAGUUAAAUUUCUUGUGUGUUCCUGCUGUAAAGUGACAUGGGUGCCAGGCAGUUAGGGCAGAUUUGAGCUUUGGUUUCUGCUUGUGGGAGUUUGGCCAAGCAGAAUUCAUCAUUCCACUGUAGUCAUGCAGAUGUGGCCCUGCUCCUUUGCAUACUGUCUCCACACUUGGCCUCAGGGUCUAGGUCUAGGCCUCAGUGGCCCAGUUUUCUUAGCUGGGCAAUUUGGGGUUAUCAUAUCUGAUUCUGUUCUUCCAUCAGCAAGAGAAAGUUACUUUGAUUUCUGUUGACUACUGGCCGAAAUCAUAAUUGCCUGCACCAAACUGCACUGCAAAACAUGUAACAGGUCAAUCGCAUGCUCUGAGCUUCGGGGUUUAAGCUUGCUCUACUCUCUGUGAAUUUUUAAGAAAUUAAUGCAUCCUUGUUUGAACAUUUGUAUAGGUCUGUAUGCUUUGCUCAGUAGGAUAUCAUCUUUUCUGUUGUCACCGCUCAGAGAAGACCAGCCGACGAUGGAUGGCAUUAGAUUAUGCAGGAAUUUCCAUUGGUAUCCUGGGCUGCUAUGUGUCAGGAGUAUUUUAUGCAUUUUAUUGCAAUAACUACUGGCGUCAGGUAUAUUUAAUCACUGUGCUGGCAAUGAUCUUGGCAGUAUUUUUUGCUCAGAUUCAUCCCAGUUACCUCACGCAACAGUGGCACAGACUGCGCUCCAUAAUCUUUUGCUCAGUGUCUGGAUAUGGAAUUAUUCCCACCAUCCACUGGGUUUGGCUCAACGGCGGCAUUGGUGCAUCUAUUGUACAGGAGUUUGCUCCACGUGUAGUUGUCAUGUACUUCAUCGCUGCUGUAGCUUUUCUCUUCUAUAUUUCCAAAGUUCCAGAAAGAUACUUCCCAGGACAGUUGAACUACCUCGGCUCGAGUCACCAAGUCUGGCAUAUCCUUGCCGUGGUGAUGCUGUAUUGGUGGCAUCAGUCCACAGUGUACAUCAUGCAAUAUCGACACAGCAAGCCCUGUCCUGAGUAUAGCCCAGACUUAACCACUUCAAUGAAAUUUCUGACUUUGAGGCUCUGGACCUUACCUAAUGAGCUGAGAGCUAUGAAGUUACACACUGAGGCAGUUCUUUUUCUGACUUCUGGACUGUCACCUGCUGGCUGGGCCAGUAUAUUAUUAGGAGUUUUGAAAAACCAACAGCAUUGCCUGGAAUCUGACAUCAAUUUCCUGUUCUGCAAUCAAGUCCAAAACAGGUCUUCCUGCAGUGGGACAAUGGAAAGGUGGGCUGUAAGACUCAGCAGUCAGAUCACAGCAGUAUUUUUUUCGCUUGGUAAACAUGAACAACAGAAGUAAUUACCCUUGCUGAGCUAACAGGCCCAUAUACCAGGUUUUCAGGUUUUGUUCAAGAGCGUAAUUGAGAAAGUGCUCCUGACAGCGUGCUUGUGAAACCAUGGUAACUGUGGGACCCGGUCCUGGAUCUAAAUCACAGUGGUACGGUGUGUUGCAUCCUUCAGCAUCCUUGUCUGAAUGAUGUGCUUACACUUCAGCAUCAGUAUGGUAAUGUAUGAAAUUUAAUUCAGAGGAUUCUUGUCCUUUCUGAACAAGCUCUUUUUCUGGAAGAUGAGAUCACAUGUCAUCCACUAUAGCUAUAUCUUCAUUUCAGAUCUUACAAAUUGCCUCUCUCAGUAUGGGUAGUGCCAUCACUUCAAGAAACUUCUCUAGAUCAUGGUAAUUUGGAAUUAGUAUUCUAAAAUGUUUCAGGAGUAGCACUAAGCCUGGAUGUUCCUAUUUGUUACUAUCUUGCAAUCAGUAGAGUUGCUAAUGAUUUUUUUAAGUUACAUUUGUUUAACAGGAUGGAGUAACACACCUCAAGUACUGAACCCACUGGGGAUUCAAGUCACUGAACUUUGGCCUUUUAAGGUGUGAUGCAUUAUACUGUACUUGCAGACUUUGUUACUGAAAAAGACUUAAUGCCAUAACCUUUCUCCAGUUAAAAGGUUGCCUUGGGUUUUAGAAUCUAUCUUGGAACCAUCUCUUAUAAACUCAAUACUAGGGAGACAUAAAAUACACAGGUUAUUAAAUAGCUGUAGCUCAGCAUGAUUAACCUCAAUGGGUGCCAGUUUUUCAAACAGGAUUUGGAUUAUUUGGAUUUUUGGGUUAGAAACAACAUUUUUAAGUGACUUCUAGAUAGCAGCUGUGCUUUUGUUUACAGUUCAGUUGAGCGGUGGUAGCAAAUGCUGCCGCCUCGCACGAUCAAGUGUUAGUCAGCAUUAGCCAUUUGGAGAUUCCUCUGCUUGCUUCAAGAUGCUGUUACAACUUAAUCCCAAGCAGUAAAAGUUUGGGACCAGAGCUGUUGCAGGAUGCAAUUGCAUCAGCAUGGCUAGUGUAGGAAAGCAGCAGAUUUUAACUUUUUAACUGUUUCUGCUGUGACUACAGGCAGAAAUCUUCAGUUGUGGAUUAAAAACUGUCCUAGCUCACCUCACUACACCUCCCCUUGUUACCUGCAGCGUGGCCUUCGAUAGUACCCCUGCAUCUUCUCUCAUAUUCUGUGACCAUCUGCCAACAGCCAGCUUAAUGCACACUGAUGGGCCUUCUAAGGUGUCAAACAAUUUGUUUUACCCCUGCGGCCACGGAUGGGACAGCACUGCCCAGCAGGGGGGGCAGAGACCUUAUACAACUGUGCCAAAAGCCGUGUAACAGUCGGGAAGCCCUUAAUGAACUGUCGGCCUUACCAGUGCUCUGCCCUUGCCUCUGGGGGAGGGUUUUCCCUUGCUGGGGUUUACUUCAGGCAGAGAGGGCGAGGCUGGGCUUAGUGCAGUGCGCUUCACGGGGCGGGCAGGCUGCUGUCAGGCUGCUGUCGGGUCCCCUCUGCGCCGCUGCCGCCUCCCGGGCUACACACGCCCAGCUGUCCCCGCCUUUGUCGGCGGGGUGUGCCAAGAACUUGUGGAAUAUCGGUGGGAACUUACUGUCAGGCACGGAGAAGGCAGGAUACUACCUUCUCUGCUGCUAUGCUGGAGAGUAAUUCCAACUGUCUGUUAAGUUCAGGGGGUUGGGUUUGGUUUUUUUAUUUUUCAACUCCAGAAACAAGUAGUGGUAAGAGCUGACUGCAUUUAAGAUUCAACUCCCAGACCUUUGAGCCUUUCAGUGUAAACACUGAAAUUAUUAUUUUUUAAACUUGACAGCCAAGCAAGUUUCAAGUGCACUGAUUACUACUACUGAAGCCUGAUAAGGUGCAAGUAUAAAAGCCUGUUUCCAGUGUUAUGUGAACAAUAAUAUUUGAAGAAUGUGUGUUUGUGUAUUGAAAGCAUACUGACUUUAUAGUUUGCUAAUGUAUUUUUUUUAUGUAAACUCCCAACUACUGUAGCAGUUUUCACUGGAGAAGGAAACUGACUGCAAAGCUGUGCGUUUUUAUUACCCUGACAGAAUUUAUCAAGCUGCAUGAUGGUCUUUUAUGUACAUACUGAACAUGUAAAUAAAUUUCAGUUCAUUGGAUGUUUA